Musca vetustissima is the source of this 829-nucleotide messenger RNA. RefSeq lists its product as uncharacterized. The annotation marks the transcript as partial. The transcript has 4 exons. Gene Ontology annotation, cellular component: neuron projection membrane. Lineage: Eukaryota; Metazoa; Arthropoda; Insecta; Diptera; Muscidae. The record is from RefSeq and is a predicted model, not a curated record. Gene Ontology annotation, biological process: synapse organization.
AUGCCUGAUGAGCCGCUUAACCAACGGCGUAACGCGUCGCAAAAUGCCACAAGUCAAGCCGAUGUCAUCAGAAAAUUUGUUAUAGCCUCAGCGCCGCAAGAAUAUACAAGUAAUAGUGGCGGUGGUGGGAGCGGAAAUGGCUUUGGCAGCACCAGUGAAAGUAGUAGUAGCAGCAGCAACAGUGGAGGCAGCAAUUUUAUUAUCAGCAGUAGCAAUGGAGGUGGUGGUAAUGGUGGUAGUAUAAGCAUUAAUAGUAAUAGUAAAUUAGCAUCUUCUUCUUCUUCUUUGUCGUCCUCGUUGUCUUCAUCGUUAUCAUCAUCAUCGUCGUCGUCCUCGUCACCCUCAACGUCCUCGUUAACGUCAUCUUAUUCUUCGUCGUCGGUGUCAUCAUUAUUGUCUCCAGCCUCGGUAGCGGCAUCAUUUACACCAUCCGCCGCAUCAUCAGCGCUGGCAUCCUUGGUACAGGCGGAGGCGCCGUCAUUAGAAACAUUUGUGUCAGCAGCAUCUACAUCAGCAUUUGUGGAACCAUAUUUGGAUGGUUAUGCCACGACAAAUGUCACGGCACAAAUUGGUACACACGCAUAUCUGCCAUGUCGGGUGAAACAACUCGGAAAUAAAUCAGUUUCCUGGAUACGUGUACGAGAUGGCCACAUACUUACUGUUGACAGAGCUGUCUUCAUUGCUGACCAACGAUUUUUGGCUUUGAAACAACCCGACAAAUUUUGGACAUUGCAAAUAAAAUAUGUGCAGGCCCGUGAUGCUGGUGCCUAUGAAUGUCAAGUGUCAACAGAGCCAAAAGUUAGUGCUCGGGUGCAUUUACAAGUAGUUG